AUGAAUCACUACAAGCUUGAAGAAGACCCAGUGACCAAAGAGAGAACUUUCAAGAGAUUUGCUCCAAGGAAAGGAGAAAAAAUAUACAAAGAAUUUAAAAAAUUCUAUUUUUAUUCUGAUGCUUACAGACCUUUAAAAUUUGCGUGUGAAACUAUAAUAGAAGAGUAUGAAGAUGAAAUCCUCUCCCUUAUCACCCGGGAGGCACGCCAUCUCACUGACAGGCUGUGCAGCGAGAAAUCAGAUCUGUGUGAAACUUCUCCGAAUCAUACUGAACUCUAG
This is a messenger RNA of Otolemur garnettii (small-eared galago), 279 nucleotides long. It is a transcript of the gene CNPY1, whose product is annotated as canopy FGF signaling regulator 1. Gene Ontology annotation, cellular component: endoplasmic reticulum. The transcript has 3 exons. NCBI's taxonomy places the organism in Eukaryota, Metazoa, Chordata, Mammalia, Primates, Galagidae. The coding region runs from base 1 to 279 and encodes 92 amino acids. The record is from RefSeq and is a predicted model, not a curated record.